AUAAGGUCUAGUUAUCUGAAACCUGCAAUGUUGAUCUACUUAGAGUGUCUAACAAGUCACAUUCUCCAGUUUAGAAGUUGAGAUAAAUACAAGUAAUCGUCAUUUACAGACAGAACAAGGUACACUUUCAGAGUGGGUGUUAUUUCUCCUUCUGUUUAUAGGAGACUGAGGAAGUUGACAAAGGUUGUUGAAGAAGUUUCCAGGACGUGAAUUUAACAGACAUAAAGAGAUUCCAUAGAGUUACAACAUGUCAGAAGUUUACUACAAAGAUUCUGCUGGAUUUCAAUUACUCAACUAUGAUUACAAUGGAUUUUUGCUACCUUCAUUUCCAAAUAUUCAAGAAAAUAUGGACAGACUUCCAGAUAUGCCAAUAAGAGAUGAUGAUGUUUUACUUCAAGGCUAUUUUAAAGCAGGUUGCCACUGGAUGUGGGAAAUUGCUGGAAUGUUAGUUAAUGGUUCUGCUGAAUAUAACCCAGAUAGCAAAUUGACUGCAAUGAUAGAAUGUGCAAGCCGCGACCAACUAGACCAGCUUCCAUCACCCAGAGUUCUAAACAACCACCUGUUCUUGCAUCAUUUACCUAGAGAGAUAUUUACCAAAAAACCUAAAAUGAUUUUCAUGACACGCAACCCUCGUGAUAUUGCUGCCUCUGCCUACUACCAUACAUUUCAGCUUAAGAAACUAUAUGAAUAUGAUGGAGAUUGGAAUGGCUUCUUUGAAUUGUUUUUUGAAGGGAAAGUGAAUUACGGUAGCUGGUUUGAAUAUAUGCUCCAGUGGGAGAAGGACAUUAAUGACCAUCCUGAACUACCCAUUUUGAUAGUUAAAUAUGAAGACCUCAAAAAGGAUCCAGUUGGCAAUGUAGCUAAAGUGGCUGAGUUUUUAGGCCUUCCUAAAAAUGACCAACUUUUUAAAGAUAUUGCUGACAAAUGUACUUUUGGCAAAAUGAAGGCAGCAAAAUAUUCUCAGCUUGAAUUCCUUCGAACACCGACAAAAACAUUGUUUCGUAAAGGUGUUGUUGGUGACUGGAAGAAUUGGUUCACAGUUUCUCAGAAUGAGAGGUUCCAAGUGGAAUGUGACAAAUUUGACAAGCAGUCUACGUUGUUUAGUACAAAGUACUAAAUAUCACUUUAGUAUUGUUAUGAGUUUCUCAUAAACACCUUUAUAUUGCAUGUGUUAAUAUGUUUAAUAUCUUUACUGACAUCUCAAAAAUCGCUUCAUUACUAUAUAUAUUGAAAAUAUUUUAAAAUUCUUAGUUUAAUGAUGAUGAUGAUGAUGGUAGUGGUGGUGGUGGUGGUGAUUGUGGUGAUGAUGAUGUGCUUAUUGUAUACAGAGCUCAGAUACACUACAACUUAUCAGAGAAGGAUAAAAAAGGAGGCAAAAAGCAACAAUAAGUCAAGUAAAGAAAGACAUCAAUGACAAGCAAAAGUGUAUGCAUAACACACAGAGUAAAACUCAAGAAGACAGAUAAGUAAACAGCAAAAGAGUCGUAAAGAGGAACGGGUUUAUAGGCAUGUCAGGAGUAGUGCAGGGGAAAUUC
Octopus sinensis (East Asian common octopus) is the source of this 1535-nucleotide messenger RNA. Its product is annotated as sulfotransferase 6B1. Gene Ontology annotation, cellular component: cytoplasm. The record is from RefSeq and is a predicted model, not a curated record. Gene Ontology annotation, biological process: sulfation. The coding region runs from base 248 to 1117 and encodes 289 amino acids. Gene Ontology annotation, molecular function: sulfotransferase activity. The transcript has 7 exons. Lineage: Eukaryota; Metazoa; Mollusca; Cephalopoda; Octopoda; Octopodidae.